AUGUUCAUUGACCCUAUAUCAGGGGAUGCUAUGUUCAUUGGCCCUAUGUUCAGUGGUUCUAUAUCAGGGGAUGCUAUGUUCAGUGGCCCUAUAUCAGGGGAUGCUAUGUUCAUUGGCCCUAUAUCAGGGGAUGCUAUGUUCAGUGGUUCUAUGUUACGGGAUGCUAUGUUCAGUGGUUCUAUAUCUGGGGAUGCUAUGUUCAGUGGUUCUAUAUCAGGGGAUGCUAUGUUCAGUGGUUCUAUAUCAAGGGAUGCUAUGUUCAUGGUUUUAUAUCAGGGAUGGGAUGCUAUGUUCAUUGGCCCUAUAUCAGGGGAUGCUAUGUUCAGUGGUCCUAUAUCAGGGGAUGCUAUGUUCAUUGGCCCUAUAUCAAGGGAUGCUAAUUUCAGUGGUUCUAUAUCAGGGGAUGCUAUGUUCAUUGACCCUAUAUCAGGGGAUGCUAUGUUCAUUGGCCCUAUGUUCAGUGGUUCUAUAUCAGGGGAUGCUAUGUUCAUUGGCCCUAUAUCAGAGGCUGCUAAGUUCAGUGGCCCUAUAUCAGGGGAAGCUAUGUUCAGUCGCCCAAAUAUCAGAGCAUGCUAUGUUCAGUGGUUCUAUAUCAGGGGAUGA
Saccoglossus kowalevskii is the source of this 603-nucleotide messenger RNA. RefSeq names its product trophinin-like. The record is from RefSeq and is a predicted model, not a curated record. NCBI's taxonomy places the organism in Eukaryota, Metazoa, Hemichordata, Enteropneusta, Harrimaniidae.